AUGAAGCGGACUAAACACCGUAUGCGUGACCAGACUGGUACACAUGUUUACCAUAUCUUUGAGGAUGACGAAAUCAUAGACGGCCAGAACAUCAAGAAGUUUGACCGUCUUGUCCAUGGUCCCAAUGUCGACGCUGACGAUUGGGGACCUAACGUCACAAACAUCCGUAAAGGCACUACUACCAAAGUGCUUCAUCAUUGCGAUAGUCAUAAUAUUGGUUGGGUCCGAUGUGGCAUGGAGAUAAAAGUAAUGUCAGUUGGCUGCAGCAGACAUCAAAAUGACGAGAUGAAGAGGGUCUAUGAUAAGCUCCGAAGGAAAAUUCCGGUAUACGGUAGAGAACUCAACAACCCAAAUAUUGCUUUGACAGAAGACCCCGCCCAAGGACCUGUAGACCUAAAGGAGGUGGCUCGGAAAGCUGUUGAAGAGAUGGAAGAGGAGCUGGCAAGUGGCCGCGAAGUAGAUGACAGCAUGUAUCCGCAUCAGAAAAUUAAGGAACAAAAGCGCAAGGAUUGUUAUAGACAAAAAGACAUAAAAGAAGCUAAUCGUCAACAGAAAUAG
Pyrenophora tritici-repentis Pt-1C-BFP is the source of this 558-nucleotide messenger RNA. The record is from RefSeq and is a predicted model, not a curated record. NCBI's taxonomy places the organism in Eukaryota, Fungi, Ascomycota, Dothideomycetes, Pleosporales, Pleosporaceae.